This is a messenger RNA of Manduca sexta (tobacco hornworm), 4945 nucleotides long. RefSeq names its product F-box only protein 11 (gene FBXO11). The record is from RefSeq and is a predicted model, not a curated record. Gene Ontology annotation, molecular function: protein binding; zinc ion binding. Bases 306 to 3161 code for a protein of 951 amino acids. NCBI's taxonomy places the organism in Eukaryota, Metazoa, Arthropoda, Insecta, Lepidoptera, Sphingidae. Gene Ontology annotation, biological process: ubiquitin-dependent protein catabolic process; regulation of apoptotic process; protein ubiquitination. The transcript has 14 exons.
UAUUUAUCUGAAAUCCGCCAUAUUUGCUGAGAGUCGGCCCGUCGCUUGAGGGUGGUGUGAAUUUUCGUAAUAACUUAUUCAUAUAAUGAUUUUAGCAGUUAUUUAUUAUAAAUUCUGUGUAAGUGAUUAGUGUUGUGUUAAGAAUUCAUUAAAAAGCUCAAUUAAAUACAUCUUAUGCUGCACAAUAUCUGUUUCCCGUUUUGUCUUCUCAAUCUAAUCUAAACAGAAAAUGGCCGACGGUGUUGGUGCGGGUGUCUCCUUUGUUUAGGGCUGAAUUCUAGUGAAAAUAAGUGUUAAAAGAAAUAAUGCCUAGUGCCUCGUUUUCCUCUUCGCGUUCUUACGUCCGUAGAUCGCGAAGAAAAGGCGGACAUCGAAUACCACUACCUUCUAGGACACAAUCGACUGAGCCAUGUGAGUCAGUCCCGUGCCCGAAUAACGUGACAGGCAGCGCGAUGGCGGCGACGGCGGCGUGCGCGGGUCCCAGUGGCAGCAGCGGCGGUGGCGGGUCGCCCCCCGUGCCCGCCGCCGCGCCCGCCACCACCGCCGGCCACCACAGCCCAUACGACCUGCGCCGCAAGUCGCCGCCCGCCUACCACGAGCCGGGACCAUCCGGCGCGUGCUCGCUGCCAGCCAGGAAAAGGCCCAGGACAUCGCUGUCGCAGGGCGUGGACGUGUGCAACGUGUCGCAGUACUUGCAGUACGAGCUGCCCGACGAGGUGCUCCUGUGUAUACUCUCGCACUUGACCGAGCGCGAUCUGUGCCGCGUCGCGCAGGUCUGCAAACGGUUCAACACUAUUGCCAAUGACACCGAGUUAUGGAAAAGCCUAUACCAGUCGGUGUUCGAGUACGACACGCCGCUGAUGCACACCGCGCCGUGCCAGUUCGAGUUCGUCGCGCCGGACGAGUAUGACGCGGACAACCCUUGGAAGGAGAGUUUCAGGCACCUGUACUACGGCAUACACGUGCGCCCCAACUACCGCCCCAAAAAGGACUCGCGCAUCAAGCACUUCAACACCAUAAGGGCGGCUCUCGAAUACGUGGAGGAGCGCGGCGGCGGAGGUGUGGGCGGAGUGGGCGGCGUCGGCGCCGCGAGCACGGCGGCCGCCAGCACGCCCAGCAGCGCGGCAGGCAGCUCGGCCGCAACGGCGGGCGCGGCGGCCGGCGCCCUGGCGGCGUGCGCCUGUCCCCCCGGCGCCUGCACGUGCCGCCGCACCGCGCCCGCGCACCAGCCCGCGCUCAUAUUCGUACACGCCGGACUUUACCAGGAGGAAUGUCUCGCCAUCGACACUGACGUCCAACUCAUUGGUUGUGCCCCCGGCAACGUGGCCGAGUCGGUGGUGUUGGAGCGCGAGGCGGAGUCGACGCUGACGUUCGCGGAGGGCGCCGGGCGCGCGUACGCGGGACACAUGACGCUCAAGUUCUCGCCGGACGCCACCAGCACCAUGCAGCACCACAAGCACUACUGCCUCGAGGUGUCUGACAACUGCUCGCCCACUAUCGACCACUGCAUCAUUAGGAGUGCUAGUGUCGUGGGGGCAGCUGUAUGUGUGAGUGGCGCCGGCGCCAACCCGGUGAUUAAGCACUGUGACAUCAGUGACUGCGAAAACGUGGGUCUAUACGUGACGGACUACGCGCAGGGCGCCUACCAGGACAACGAGAUCUCGCGUAACGCACUCGCCGGCAUCUGGGUGAAGAACUUCGCCAACCCGAUCAUGCGCCGCAAUCACAUACACCACGGCCGCGACGUCGGCAUAUUUACCUUUGAGAAUGGAUUAGGCUAUUUCGAGGCAAAUGACAUACACAACAACAGAAUCGCCGGUUUCGAAGUGAAAGCCGGCGCGAAUCCCACCGUAGUACACUGUGAAAUACACCACGGCCAGACCGGAGGCAUCUACGUGCACGAGUCUGGUCUAGGCCAGUUUAUUGAUAACAAGAUACACUCGAACAACUUUGCCGGCGUGUGGAUCACGUCCAACAGCAAUCCCACCAUUCGACGUAACGAGAUAUACAACGGGCAUCAGGGCGGCGUGUACAUAUUCGGAGAGGGGCGCGGGCUCAUCGAACACAAUAACAUUUAUGGCAAUGCUUUAGCUGGUAUUCAGAUUCGCACAAACAGCGAUCCAAUAGUGAGGCACAAUAAGAUACAUCACGGGCAGCAUGGAGGCAUCUACGUACAUGAGAAGGGCCAGGGGCUCAUAGAGGAGAACGAGGUGUACGCGAACACGCUAGCCGGCGUCUGGAUCACGACCGGCUCCACGCCGGUGCUGCGACGGAACCGCAUACAUUCUGGAAAACAGGUCGGCGUAUAUUUUUAUGACAACGGUCACGGAAAGUUAGAGGAUAACGACAUAUUCAACCACCUAUACUCAGGCGUGCAAAUCAGGACGGGAAGCAACCCGGUUAUACGGGGAAACAAGAUCUGGGGCGGCCAAAACGGUGGCGUGCUCGUUUACAACGGGGGCCUUGGGUUACUGGAGCAGAACGAGAUAUUUGAUAACGCCAUGGCCGGUGUGUGGAUUAAGACUGACUCCAACCCGACGCUCAAGAGGAACAAGAUCUUCGACGGGCGCGAUGGGGGUAUUUGUAUUUUUAAUGGAGGGAAGGGAGUGUUGGAGGAGAAUGAUAUAUUUCGGAACGCACAAGCGGGCGUGUUGAUCUCAACUCAAAGCCAUCCAGUAUUGCGUCGCAAUCGCAUCUUCGACGGUCUCGCGGCCGGCGUCGAAAUCACCAACAACGCGACUGCCACUUUAGAACACAAUCAAAUUUUUAACAAUAGAUUUGGAGGUUUGUGUCUCGCAUCCGGUGUUUCUCCGCUGGUGCGCGGCAACAAGAUCUUCAGCAAUCAAGACGCGGUGGAAAAAGCGGUGGGAGGCGGCCAGUGCCUGUACAAAAUCUCAUCUUAUACGUCGUUUCCGAUGCAUGAUUUUUAUAGGUGCCAGACUUGCAACACGACAGACCGCAAUGCCAUAUGCGUAAAUUGCAUCAAAACGUGCCAUUCCGGCCAUGACGUUGAAUUCAUUCGCCAUGACAGAUUCUUCUGCGACUGCGGCGCGGGGACGCUGUCGAACCAGUGCCAGUUGCAGGGCGAGCCCACCCAAGACACGGACACGUUGUACGACUCGGCGGCACCUAUGGAGUCGCACACGCUGAUGGUGAACUGAGCGGUCGCGCCCCCGCCCCCGCCACCGUCGCCAACCCAGCCGCCGCCCCGCACCACGCCCGCCGCCACCACGCCACGCGUCCGAUACCAGUAUUCAUCGGAAAAAAACAUUAUUAUUUAUUUUAGUUCUAGUUCGCCGCGACACGAGUGUUCUAGGGCCGUUUCUCAUCCGCGGGCCGCCCGUCUUGCGGUACUUGUCACGUUUUGUAUUUGUGACUCGGUCGUGGCGCUCGUCGUGUCCCUAGUUCAAUUAUUUUUAUUACCUAAAACUUCGCAGGCGUGCAAUACGCCUUUCUGUCCAGCCGUUUGUUAAGUCGAUCGUGCGUCGACAUUUAUUAUGUAUUCCAUCUUCGUGCUUUACAUUUGACGAAAGGAAUCAUAUUUCGGAUGUUAUCGCUCUGUCUGUAUAUGUAGGGAAUUUUUUUAUAAUCAUCGGUACUUAAUAAUAUUGUAUUUCGUCGAAGUAGUAUCAUGCAUUCCCAAAUUGUAAUCGUACCGUUUAUAUUGAGAGAUAACAUUCAUAUUUAGAAUAAUGUUAUUCAUUUUAUAAGAUGUACUGGUAGUAGUCUGUGUAUUAUAAUAUCUACUAGUUCCAUAAUCAUGGGGAAGAAUAUAUAAUUUGUUUCUUCAAAAAAAAAAAUCUAUUUUAGUUGUUUAGUUGUCAAAUCCGGCGACUGUGACAGUCAGGAUAUUGUAAUAUAAUAAUUAUGAAUUAUUGUAGGAGUUUUAACUAUUGACAUGAUUUCAAUGAUUUCGGGGCAUUUAUCGUUUAGCUCUUGUGAUGACAAUUUGUUUGACUUGUGGAGAUGUUUUAGUUAAUAAAGAUACUUGUACGAGUUUUGUGUUGGUUUGUGGAGCAGUGCAGUGAUCAGUGGACGGUCGGAGCGGGCAGUGGCAGUGCCGGGGCCCGGGAGUCGGGCGCAGUUAUUAAUCUCUCGUUUAGGAGUCCGCCUCGCCUAACUAUUUCGGCCCUCCUAAUGCGCUUUGUAAAUAUUUAUGUCACACAAUAAUCGAAAUGUAGUAAUUAAUGUAUUUGUAUCAUUAUAUUUUUAUUAUUGAUCACAAUAUGUAUGGUUAAUUAUGAAGUUAUGUACGUUCGCUCGGAAGGAAACAGCCGCGCGUCGGCCUCGCUUGUAAGUUGUAAUUAAAGAGCACCUUUGCCCUUGAGCCAGUAGAUAGUCCGGAGAUAUCAGUCGCCGCCAGCGCGGUCAGUUAGUGUAUAUUAAGAUGCAAAUUAAGAACGAAUGUGCGUGUUUAAUUGGAAAAGAUCUUAGGUACAAUUGAUAUUUUAUUAUAUUGUUAAUUUAAAUUUGGUAUUGAUAUCGAUCGAGAAGCAAUGUUUGGAACUGGGAUGAGCCGUGCGUGAGCGGCCAGAAUGCUGAUAGUGAUAAGUUAGCCGAUAAGCUAUAAUGAAACCUAAAUUACUCAGUAAUCACUAUUGCAAGUUUCGAAUUGUUAAAUCGUCUCUCCAUAGCACGGUAUGUUCUGAAUCUGCUUUUUUAUAAUUCUCAAAUCUGUGAUCAUCAAUAAACGUGUAAGUGAACAUAAUUUAGUUGAACCCCACAUAACAGAAUUAUUAUGACAUUAUACAUAGGAAUCAUCCAAAUUAUUGUGGCGCCGAUGUUUUAUAUAAUUGAAUGUGAAAAUUGUUAUUUAUUAAAUUGUCAGUAUGUUUUUAAUUUAUUGAAUUCAAAACUGGAUAUUUUGUUUAUACAUGAAAAUACCACUGUAAAAGCCGUGAUAUACAUCAUACAAUAUUAUACAUUAGCAUUUCAUUUAACCCCA